AUGCCACACUUUCACCUGCCCCGCUCAACCAAACUGUUAGAAAGUCUGAACGCCUCUCUGACAGCCUCUGCCCGCUCGCAAAGAUGUUCCUGCGUGCAACUUCCGUCUGUCACAGGUUCCCCUCAAAACGCAGAGAGUAAACAGCCAGUAAAAGGCAAAGCAGAGCCGUUCUGGAACUGUCCAAUGCAUCAUUUUAAUAUCCGCACCCACCUCCCCCACCCCAAAAGCACACGGCAGCGACCACAGUGCGGCUUUCGCAGGGACGCUGCACGCAGUCUAGAACGUAGUAAUAUUCUUCACGGAUCUCACACUCAUAUCUAUCUCUGCACCCUCCGCGCACAAACUGUGCGAUAUCCAGCCGUAUUUCAGGCGCUGGUACUGCACAAAAUCCACCCGCGUAUCGCUCACACCACAAAUGGAUUUCAACAUUCUGACCGCGGUGAUGAACCCAGGAACAGACCCCAGUCAAUCCCAGCCUGCCCGAGGUUACCAUGUCCAGCAGUUCUCCCAAACACACAAGUAACAGACUACAGGCAACGUCUAACAGGAAAAGAGAGAGAGAGAGAGCUGGAGAGGUUUCAGGAAAGAAUUCCAAGGUUUAGGAACCUGGCAAUUGGAACACAGGGAUUGAACCAACACCAAGUGGAGACAGGGGCUCGAAAAUACACCGACAACUCGGGCGCUAAGCCAAGGCAGACACGCACGACAGAUCCCAUCACCCGCGCCACAACAGAGCUGGGCUCAGGUCACUGGAGGCAUGAGGACACGGGUCAGGAACGAUUGCCGGCGAAGCUCCGUCGCUCGGAGAGCCUGCGCACGUACAGUGAGCGCCGACGCUCUCACAAGGGAUCGGCCAAGGACAAGCAGCCACGCUCCAGGAGCGACGUCGACCUCCAGGCAGCUGCUACCGCCACCGACCUGCAGCGCCGGAAUGCGGAGCCCGGAGGGAGCGGAGGAGCAGAUGGCCAGCAAUCCUUUCUGUCUCCCCAGUCUGAGGAUAAUGGGCCGCGCAUUUCGGAGCUUGAGGCUGACCCGCCGAGCUGGCGCCAACUCGUCGACUCCGAAACCGUCCACAGGCUGAAGAAAAGUGAGGUCAAGCGGCAGGAAGUCAUUAAUGAGCUCUUCAUUACAGAGCACGCUCAUGUGCGAAUGCUAAAAGUGCUGUAUGAGGUUUUCUACCAGCGGAUGCUGGCCGAGUCCAUCCUCAGUGACACUGAGCUCCAGAACAUCUUCCCCAGCCUGGAUGAGCUCAUCGAGGUGCAUGCACUCUUCUAUGAGACCAUGAAGAAGAUUCGAGAAGAAGGAGGCUACGUUGUGACAGAGAUCGGAAGCACUUUACUGGCUCGGUUCAAUGGCACUGAGGGGGACUGGUUCAAGAAACUUGCCGCUCGUUUCUGCAGUCGGCAGUCGUACGCGCUCGAGCAGAUUAAAUACCGGCACAGGAAGGAUGCACGGUUUAGUCAGUUCAUACAGGAUGCAGAGAGCAAUCCUCAGUGCCGACGUCUGCAGCUCAAGGAUAUUAUUCCCAUUGAAAUGCAACGCUUGACAAAGUACCCACUGCUGCUGGAGAACAUUGCCAAGUACACAGAUCAACCAGCGGAGAAGCAGAUGGUGCAACAAGCAGCUGACUGCUGUCGGAAUAUCUUGAAGGAUGUCAAUCAGGAAGUGCGGGAGACGGAGAAUCUCCGGGUAAGGAGGUCCCCAGGCGCGCGUGUGUUCUUCAAAAAUAUCAAGCAGGCGUCAGGAGCGACUGGAUGAGGGGGCCCAUUCAUUGCAGCUCUAGAUAACAUCGACCUGACCCAGCGUCGGAUGGUACACGAGGGACCUCUGAUCUGGAAGGUGACCAAGGAGAAAGCAGUUGAUGUCCAUGUGUUGUUGCUGGAUGACAUCCUGGUCCUGAUGCAGAAAGUGGAUGACAAGAUGGUGCUAAAAUGCCACAGCAAGAACGCAGUGGGGGGUCCAGACGGGAAGCAGAUGCUAUGCCCCAUCAUCAAACUUGGCAGCCUGCUGGCUCGGGAUGUUGCCACAGACCGCAAGGCGUUCUUCGUCCUUUUCCAGACCAACACGGGCGCACAAAUUUACGAGCUAGUGGCACAGACGGUCUCCGAGAGGAGGAACUGGUGCGAGUGGAUUCUGAGCACCCAGGAAGCCCUCAAUCAACAGAAACCCUCCAUGGCUCCUCGGAACAGCCUGGUGCCACCCUCUGUCAACCUACCCCUCAGCCCUACCAUGGCGUACAGAGAGCCCAUGCUCAGCUCCGACAGCAGUUUCUCAACUCGCGACAGAAUCAACUCCGAGUUCAGUGCCAAGGACAGUGACGUUAUAUCGCAGGACAGUGGAACCGGUGAGAUAGGUACAGAUGAACGUCCUGGCUUAGAGAUGCAGAGUAUGGAUCAGGUGCUGACUGACUUCCUCAAGGCCAAUGAUGUGGAUCUGGCAAAACUGGCCUUGGGACCAUCGGAGCACAUCGCAGACGAAGCGUUGGAGGAUGUCCACGCGAUGAAGCGGGAGCUCAAGACGAGCAAGAGAACCGCCAAGGAAUCUUCGGCGCUGACCGGUUCCGAACAGGAGCCUGACACUGGCGAGGGCGAGGCCCAAGCCAAUGGUGGUGGCGGUGGUGAGGAGGAGGAGGAGGAGGACGAGCAGGAGCAGGAAGAGGAGGCAGCAGCUGUGGCAGCGGAGGGGCAGCAGGAAGCCGAGAGCCAGGGCGAUGGGAGAGAAGAGGGCGAAGGCGCAGAGGAGCCGCCCGAGAGACAGGGGGGCGAGGAGUGUCAGCUCAAAGGGACAGCAGAAGAUUUGCACGCUAAACAAUCUCUUCCUGAGGGUGCUGCCGGGUCCACGGCCAACGACGGAGAUUCAGAAACCAGCAGAACCCCCGUCAUCCUGUCCCUGGAACAGGCCGAGGAGAUGGAGCGGAAAAUGAACAGCCUCCUGGUCAAGAUUCAGCAUCUGAAGGUGAGAAGUGGUGAAGAGGGAGCAGCUGGAACUAGUCAGCGGCAGCCGACCUGCGACGUGAAUAACAUUCCACAUCAGUCCGUUUCCUACCCCAAUCCCACCCCCAUCCCCAUCCCCACCACCACCCCGGCCCCUCCCAGCCGUGAGGCCUGUCACCCAAACACGUUGGAAGUAAAUCUGGAAGCUAUGUGCGCGCCAAUUGCAGUCUGUGGAAUUCAUCGAUUGUCAUUGAGAUCGCAGCAUAUGGGAGCAGACUCAGGCCAUUUGGCCCAUUAA
Molecule: messenger RNA, 3231 nt
Organism: Rhincodon typus (whale shark)
Lineage: Eukaryota; Metazoa; Chordata; Chondrichthyes; Orectolobiformes; Rhincodontidae
Product: rho guanine nucleotide exchange factor 11-like
Exons: 19
Biological process (GO): intracellular signal transduction; G protein-coupled receptor signaling pathway
Cellular component (GO): cytoplasm
Molecular function (GO): G protein-coupled receptor binding; guanyl-nucleotide exchange factor activity
Source: RefSeq, a predicted model, not a curated record